UUGUUCUUGAGGAGUAAGAGAAUUGAGCAGUAGAAUCAGACAGUCUUGGGAGAGAAUGGCUGGUGCAGGCAUGUGGCGGUCUGUCUUCGUUAUGAGUUUUAUGUGGGGCUGGAAUUGCUCUAUGGCUGAGCAAGGAACAGCCACAUAUUACACUGCUCCAUAUGUCCCAUCGGCGUGCUAUGGAAACGACCCCAAUCAAUUUCCAGCAGGAGAUUUGUUUGCGGCGGCAAGCGACACAAUCUGGGGCAACGGGGCGGCUUGCGGAAAACAGUACCGAAUCACAUGCACCGGCGCAACAAAUCAGGGCGUUCCGAUGCCAUGCAAGAGCGGAUCCAUCGUCGUGAAGAUUGUUGAUUAUUGCCCAGCGGGAUGCGCUGGUACCUUCGAUUUAUCUCAAGCUGCCUUCGCUGAUAUUGCUGAUCCAGAUGCUGGCAAAGUUUACAUCGACUAUGAACAGGCCUGAGCGUGCUGAGCAGCCCUAUUAUAACUAAAUAGAGCCCGCAUCAACAUUAGCGGGGAUAAUACAUAAUACCACUUUUGGUGGCGGUUUUUUGCUUUUGCGUUGUACGAAGCAGGCUGCUUUGAAAAUGCUUCGUUUUAAUAACUAAUGUUACUGAAUAAUAUAGCCAAUGUCUAUGGUGUCCUUCGUACUUGUGUCGAUUCGAAACAUUUCCAAUUUUUCAAUUUUGAAUUCAGUAAA
Messenger RNA from Cryptomeria japonica (Japanese cedar), 700 nucleotides. RefSeq names its product EG45-like domain containing protein. The record is from RefSeq and is a predicted model, not a curated record. Gene Ontology annotation, biological process: systemic acquired resistance. The coding region runs from base 56 to 463 and encodes 135 amino acids. Gene Ontology annotation, cellular component: apoplast; cell wall. The transcript has 3 exons. NCBI's taxonomy places the organism in Eukaryota, Viridiplantae, Streptophyta, Pinopsida, Cupressales, Cupressaceae.